Molecule: messenger RNA, 2223 nt
Organism: Amorphotheca resinae ATCC 22711
Lineage: Eukaryota; Fungi; Ascomycota; Leotiomycetes; Helotiales; Amorphothecaceae
Exons: 6
Coding region: 192-2033 (613 amino acids)
Molecular function (GO): hydrolase activity, acting on ester bonds
Source: RefSeq, a predicted model, not a curated record
AACGUGGGGUCUCUGGUGCUUAUGUUCUCGGAUUCUUCACUUAUUUGCCAUCCCGUGUAGGAUGCGUAUCUCGUAUCUCUCUGAUCAUCCCGCUUCCCUGUCACAGUAGUGGCAUGUAGCUCUAGACACCUUUGAGCUACGCUUUCUACCGUAUAUAAUUUAUCACCGAGCUUGUCACAGCGUUUGCUGUGAUGUAUCCCUUCCUUGCAGGUCCAGCAUUGGCUGGAUCCAUCGCGGACAUCGAGCAUGUCGUCCUCUUCAUGCAAGAAAACCGUGCUUUUGACCACUACUUUGGGACUAUGGCCGGUGUACGUGGUUUCUCGGACCCCAACGUCCAAUUAAACGAUGGUGUUCCUGUUUGGCAACAAGAGGUCAACUCUGAAUUGACAACAGAAGCUUCUUAUCUUCUCCCCUGGUAUCUCAAUUACCAAGGUGGAAGCUUCCUAAAUGCGACACAAUGCAUGGUGGCAGGAGACAAUGGAUGGCAGGAUAACCAUGCUGCCCUGAACGGAGGCUUGAACAAUCACUGGGCUACUAACAACACUCCAUGGAGUUGGGGACACUUCCAACGGAGCGAUAUCCCGGUUCAGUAUGCGAUUGCUGAUGCAUGGACCGUUGGUGAUAUGUAUCAAGAAUCAGUCAUUGCUUCGACCAAUCCGAACCGUGUUACUUGGGCAUCGGGUUCAGUCAAUGUGCCAGGAAGUCCCCAGACAAAAUCGGAAGGUGGAUACCCCUACAUUGAUAAUAAUGAAACCCCCGGUUGCGAGAAUGGUGGUUUCAACUGCUACCCACUAUCUUGGAAGACGGCAGCAGAAUUCUAUGAAGAUGCUGGUGUCUCAUGGUCCGUUUUCCAAGAUGCUGACAACUUCGACGACAAUCCAUUGGCCUGGUUUUCUCAAUUCCAGGAAGCUUUACCCGGGUCUCAAUUGAGAAACAAGGGAAUGGUUGGCAGUACUCUUGAUGACUUUUAUGCCAUGGCUGCCAAUGGCACUCUCCCUGCCAUCUCGUACGUCGUGGGUCCUACUGAAUUAAGUGAACAUCCUCCUUAUGCUCCACGUGAUGGAGCUUGGUUGCAGAAAAAAAUCGUCGACGCUGUAACUCAAGGCGCAGGCUACAACAAAACGGCACUGAUAAUCUCUUACGAUGAGACGGGGGGAUGGGGUGAUCACGUUGUCCCAUACCACUCUCCCAAUGGCACAGUAGGAGAGUGGCUCAAUGAUCCUUAUAACGAAGUCGGAUACACAUAUAGUGGUCCUGGUUUCCGACUACCAUUUUACAUUGUCUCUCCAUGGACAAGAAACGGAAACGUGUUCACUGAGCAUGCGGAUCACAAUUCGCAAAUUUUGUUCGUCGAAGAAUGGCUUGCUGCAAAGGGAAUAAAUGUUACCACUAACCAAAUGGCUCCUUGGAGACGCCAGCAUAUGUCCUCCCUCACUAAUGCCUUCGACUUUUCCAACCCCGACUACUCCCUUCCGUCUUUGCCAUAUGCACCUGCACCUCACACAGAUUCUUCGGGUGCUUAUGAUGGAGCGCCACACUGCGAGGGCUUGUACGCUACCACUAGACCCACGGUGCCAUAUACCCGCCAAAUCUCACCCAACAACGUCUCAUCCCUCUCAGAGCAAGGCUUCAAGGCUAUGCGUGGUGCUCUGACGGAAGGCCGCUAUAUCGUCUUUGAGAUGGGUGGAUAUGCUUUGACCAACGCUGGACAUCCAUCUACGGACUUUGCAGCGAGCAAAGCAACAGCUACGCACAACGACAUUAACCAACGAUGGGUUGUGCACAGCUUGGUUGAUGGAGGCAAUACCUUCACUAUCAGCAGCGCCAAGGAUGGGAGAUAUAUUGGCGCUCACACAGCUUUGAUCGACGAUUCUAGAGGAGCAGAAACUUAUCAAGUGACUUUCAAAGCAGGCGAAGGUUAUUCCCUUCAGAAAGAAAAUGGAAAGUAUAUAACGGUGGAUGAGCAAGGACAUGUGCAGAUCACGGCCGAGGCUUCGUAUUUCAAAGCUUUCAGCGUAACGUACUCCAGCUAGGGUUUGAUCAGACGAAGGGGCUUUUAGGUCCAAGAGCGCUUCCAAACUCUUGGAUUCAGUGUGUAUUUGCUUCAACAACAUAUUGUAAUAGUCUCAAAUAGGUACUUUUUGGAUCUAGAAGACAAGUUCUGUCGCAGCGGCCUUGAGCACUAACUCCGCCUAUUAUAAUGUUGAUAAUGACCUCAGAGAC